Molecule: messenger RNA, 1646 nt
Organism: Salarias fasciatus (jewelled blenny)
Lineage: Eukaryota; Metazoa; Chordata; Actinopteri; Blenniiformes; Blenniidae
Product: thiamine-triphosphatase-like
Exons: 4
Coding region: 87-731 (214 amino acids)
Biological process (GO): thiamine diphosphate metabolic process; thiamine metabolic process; dephosphorylation
Molecular function (GO): magnesium ion binding; thiamine triphosphate phosphatase activity
Source: RefSeq, a predicted model, not a curated record
AUACACCGUGCUGACGUGUUGUCGCCGCGCGCGCGGACCUCGUUUCGGUGGGGAGCCGUUUGGAUUGAGAGCCGUGACCCGUCAAGAUGAGUGUGGAAGUGGAAAGAAAAUUCCUCUGUAAUGCUGACACUCUGAAAACUCUGGAGGAGAUCGGUGCUGUCUGCGUCGGCCAGCGGCAGUUCCACGACGAGUAUUUCGACACCGCCGAGUUCCACCUCACUCUGAGGGACAUGUGGCUGCGGAAGCGCAAAGGAUGCUGGGAGCUGAAGUGUCCCACGGCGAAGCUCGACGGCUCGGAGGAGCAGCGGGACGCGGCGCUCUGCACACGCUACAAGGAGAUCACCGACCUGCCGGAGAUCCACCUGCGGGUCCGAGAGGCCGUGGGAGACGAGGACAUGGAGACGUGUCCCUCACUGGAGGACGAGUCCUGGCUGAGGAGGUGGAAGCUGGCGUGCUUCGCAGAGUUCACAACGGUGCGCCGGUCGUUCACGCUGCAGGAGGAGGGCGUGCAGGUCGAUCUGGACCAGGCCGACUUCGGGUAUCACGUGGGCGAGAUCGAGGUCCUCGUACCAGAAGGGGGCGACGUGCAGCGAGCGAUGGAGAAGAUCAGCAGGACGGCUCAGCAGCUGGGCCUUUCAGGAGACAAGAGAAUCGAAGGGAAAAUGACUGUUUACCUGAAAACAAAUCGUCCUGAGCACUACGCGAGACUACUGAAGGAACAAAUUCUGUAGAGAGAUAUCACGCUCCGUGUCUCAGUCUGUUUGAUUUAAAAUGUUAUUUAUUAGAAAAGCAAACUAAACACUGGACAAAAAGUAAGAAAAUGUGAGUUCCUGUUGGUUAUUUUACUGCUGUAAGGCGACACAGUGGUACAGUGGACAGCACUCAUCGUGAGAAGGUGCACUUUUGGAGUUAGUGUAGAUGGACUGAUGGAUGGAUUUAACUGUGAGUCUUGGGAACAAAUGCACUGCGGUUCAUCCCACGCAUGCACAGUAUUGGCAAACGUGGCAUCAUUUAAAACAGCAGUGUCAAACUCAUCUGAGCCUCUCUCGACCCGACAACGACGUGAAAAAACAUCCUUUUUUGCGUUUUUGUUUUUUCAGAAAAUUUUGGACCCCCCAAAAUGGACCCCCAAAAUGCAACAAAGAUUUUGCCUUUUCACUUGAAAACAUUGCAUAAACCCUACCUCGGAUAUUACACUUAAAGUCCUCUCUGUGCAGAGUUUGCAUGUUCUUUCCAGAGUGUCGGGCCUCCUGUUUACUCUCAUAUACUGAAAUCAUGUUUUGAACUGUGUGUGUGUGUGUGUGUGUGUGUGUGUGUGUGUGAAGCUACUUUUACCUGUUGUCCUUUCUUUGACCAGCCGCAACUUAAACUGUGGACUCCUCCUGUGCUUGCCACUGCACCACUGUGUCUCCCUGUGUUUAAAUAUUUCCAAAAUCCAGCGCUGUGCAGGUAUAGAAAUGAUGUCUGUCACCAGAAAUCUUAACAAACCGUCGGGUUCUGCUUCUUUAACUGAUUGCACUCCAAGGGUUAAAAUUUAAUCGUGAAGAGUAAACGAGUGCAGGUAAUGAGCGGCUUGUCGGGCCAUCCAGUUUCCAGCGGUUUCGGCUGUCUCGUGCUGCUGUUAUGACAUGUUGCUACAAAGACAC